AUGGCAAUCUACGACAUUGGAGAGACAGUCGUCUACCGAGGCGCCGACGGCUCCGAGUCGGUGGGAAUCAUCGACUCGGUGGUCGAGCCGCUCACCGACACAGCCAGUGCAGCGUACGAAGUGCAGGACAUCAAGACGGGACACAUGAUCCAUAUCUACGAGACGAGGAUUCUCGGCAUCAACGAUUACCAUUUUUGA
Molecule: messenger RNA, 198 nt
Organism: Lasiosphaeria miniovina
Lineage: Eukaryota; Fungi; Ascomycota; Sordariomycetes; Sordariales; Lasiosphaeriaceae
Exons: 3
Coding region: 1-198 (65 amino acids)
Source: RefSeq, a predicted model, not a curated record